AUGUUCAGCAAGCGUGACAAGGAUGAUCAGAUGAAGGCGACGGUGACCCUUCUGCAGAACCAGCUCCGGGCGCAGGCUCAGGAGAUAGGCAGGCUGCAGAGCACCGUCGACACCCUCGUCUCGGAGAAGGCCGAGCUGCAGCAGAAGCUCGACGCGCCGCCCGCCAACCAGAUCGUCAACUCCAUCCUCCGCUCCUUCACCGGCUCUGAGGCGCUGAGGCUGGAGAGCGUGGAGGAGAAGGUGCACUGCAACUCGUACAAGAGCCACACUGACGUCAGAUACAGAUUCUUCGGCGCCCCCGGGCGGUUCCGCGGAUCCUUCCCGGACAUCCACAACGCCAAGGUUGAGAUCGCGACGCCCGAGUCGUUCGGCGACGCCGUCAAGGCGCAGUUCGAGUUCAAGCCGCUGCAGCCCAUCACCACGUCCAAGUCCCGCUUUUCCCUCGACGUCGGCGACCUUCUCGGGAUAAAGGGCGCGCCCACGCUCGUGGUCAGCCCCAACCCCCCGUUCCUGAUCAACAACCGAACCGAGUGGAACCCGCAGGUUGAGAUGCAGGGCGAGACCGAGGACGGCAUCGAGUGGGAGCUGAGGUACACCGUGAGCAACGACGGCGCCGUGCUCAGGUCCCUCGAGGGCGAGCUCAACUACUCGCACGACGUCUACGGCGAUUUCACCCUCUCCAGGUGGCUCCACGAGGACGACAUGGAGCUCUGGGACAAGUACGGCGACUGGUACGGGGAUUCCCCCGGCGGCUUGGACUCGCGGUACAGCGGCGACCCUCGGGGCGGAUCCGGCGACGACGACACCGACUCGGACCGCUCCGGAAGCAGGACCCCGCGCAGGGUGUCCCCGCGCAGGGCGCUGUGGGGACGCGGGAGCAAGUCCCCGCGCGGGAUCUCCCCGGCGGAGUCUGCCCGUUCCGGAAGGUCCGCGCGAAGCUCGCGAUCGCGUCGGUCGUUUCUCGGCGACGUGAAGCCCCCGACGCCGCGGUGGCUCGCGUCGUGGCGCCGCGAGGUGAUCGAUCGGGACGGCGUGACCGGCAGCGCGUUCGAGGCCAAGGUGGGGGACGCGGCGGCCGUGGCGAACGAGAACGCGCACAAGAGCGGCGGUAACAUGAGCACCGCGGGCGGCAUCAUCAACGCCGACAACAACUGGGUGACGAGCGACUCGUGGGAGCUGGAGCUCGGCGCGAGGCGGCGCCUGCAGCACAACCUCGACGGGAAAAUCGCCGCGAGGUUUGUCGCCAGGGAGUUGGAGGCGGGCAUGUCCUACCACUUCACCGAGGAGUUCAAGGGCUGGCACGUGAACGCGAAGGCUGUGCUCUCGCCCCAAGGGAUCUCCACGCCGGAGUUCACCCUGCACCACAUGUGGGACUUCUAAGCGGGCGACGAUCGGCGCUCGCGGGGAGGGGGAACGCGAGGGCGAGAGAGAGAUGUGGGGACGCGUCGGAGUCUGGUGACCCGAACAACUUAGUUGUACAUUCUUGAAAACCAAAGGCAUACAUCGCGACG
This is a messenger RNA of Micromonas commoda, 1511 nucleotides long. RefSeq lists its product with no specific name. Bases 1 to 1380 code for a protein of 459 amino acids. Lineage: Eukaryota; Viridiplantae; Chlorophyta; Mamiellophyceae; Mamiellales; Mamiellaceae. The record is from RefSeq and is a predicted model, not a curated record. The transcript is spliced from 2 exons.